AUGGCAGGGGAUGAUAAGGUGAACAUUGAUAGUGUUAUUGGUAGAUUGCUGGAGGUCCGACGCACUCGUCCUGGCAAAAAUGUUCAAAUGAGCGAAGCAGAAAUUCGCGGGCUGUGUCUGAAGUCUCGCGAAAUCUUUUUAAGUCAACCUAUUUUACUAGAAUUGGAGGCUCCUCUCAAAAUUUGCGGUGACAUUCACGGGCAAUAUUAUGAUUUACUCCGACUUUUUGAGUAUGGAGCAUUUCCUCCUGAAGCAAAUUAUCUGUUUUUGGGCGACUAUGUGGACCGGGGAAAGCAGUCUCUUGAAACAAUAUGCCUGCUACUAGCUUAUAAAAUCAAAUACCCAGAAAAUUUCUUCCUGCUGAGGGGCAAUCAUGAAUGUGCCUCUAUUAACCGUAUAUAUGGAUUUUAUGAUGAAUGCAAACGUCGAUAUAACAUAAAAUUGUGGAAGACCUUCACAGAUUGUUUCAAUUGUUUGCCGAUUGUUGCAAUUAUCGACGAAAAAAUUUUCUGCUGUCAUGGCGGUCUCUCACCAGAUCUUUCGACAAUGGAACAAAUCAGACGCAUCAUGCGUCCUACAGAUGUUCCCGAUCAAGGACUACUGUGUGACUUACUUUGGUCAGAUCCAGACAAAGAUGUAACUGGUUGGGGUGAAAACGACCGUGGUGUCAGUUACACAUUUGGUCCAGAUAUUGUGGCCAGAUUUUUACAUAAACAUGAUUUAGAUUUAAUAUGCCGUGCUCAUCAGGUUGUUGAAGAUGGUUAUGAGUUCUUCGCCAAGCGUCAGUUAGUUACGCUUUUUUCUGCCCCGAAUUAUUGCGGUGAAUUUGAUAACGCAGGAGCUAUGAUGUCUGUAGAUGAUACGUUAUUGUGCUCAUUUCAGAUUUUGCGUCCAGCUGAAAAGAAAAAAUACUAUGUUGGUGUUCCAACUGGCAGCCGACCAAUCACUCCACCUCGUGGAGCUAAAGCUAAAGGGAAAUUAUAA
This is a messenger RNA of Schistosoma turkestanicum, 984 nucleotides long. Lineage: Eukaryota; Metazoa; Platyhelminthes; Trematoda; Strigeidida; Schistosomatidae. The record is from the annotation of a GenBank genome assembly.